Messenger RNA from Phanerochaete carnosa HHB-10118-sp, 597 nucleotides. RefSeq lists its product as uncharacterized. The record is from RefSeq and is a predicted model, not a curated record. The transcript is spliced from 3 exons. Bases 177 to 497 code for a protein of 106 amino acids. Lineage: Eukaryota; Fungi; Basidiomycota; Agaricomycetes; Polyporales; Phanerochaetaceae.
CUGGGAGCUAGCACUUGGCCUCCUCUCUCGGGGUCGUUUUUCGAGCCGCACGCCCCCUCUCGCCCCGAGCGCGGCCCCUCCCACAGGGCUACGACACCGCGGUUGACCUGUCAGCUCUGCCUACGUCGUCUAGCGAUAUCCGACACAGCACUCGUUUCGCAAGCGCGCGGCCAGACAUGCCCCUCAACUUCGCCGUGCGCGAGUCCCAGGCCUCGCCCUCUGUCAGCCUCGAGAAGGGCGCGUACCGCAUGCGCGCGCCCUUGCGGCGUUCUGUCCUGGCAGCCUCGCUCACCGUCGACACCGCUCUUGCGAAUACGAAACCACCACGGCCACACUCCCGGUCGCGCUGCAGUGCCCAGGCCGCGAGUCGCGACGGCCUGCCGCAGGUCUUGCGCGAGGAGCGUCAGCUGGCUACGCUCGUUGUCCUCCUGGUGUGCGCGUCGGUGGCGUGCUUUGGUGGGGCGUACUAUCUGUUUACGACCGGUCCGCGGAUGUAACAUUGCCAGCGACGUGCUUCAUGUCUUCACUUGAUCUUCCCGGGGACUCUGGAUUUCAUAUCUAGGUUUAUUGCUCUCCGAAUACUAUCUCUCGUGCCAC